CCCAAAUCUAACGGCGCCUAGAAAUCCUUCUUGCGCAACCAAAAAGGGAGAGAAGAACAAGAAGCGAACCCAAAAGCCAAACAGGCAGAGCAGAAUUCAGAAAGAAAACAGAUAGAAAGAGAGAAGACAGAACGGUGAAGAAAAACGAAAACGGAAGAGAAGAAGUAAAUAGGAAGAGGGGAAAAAAGAAGAGAAUUCUUGGCAACCAAACAGUAACAGAGAAAAUUUGGGUUGGAGACUACCCAUCAAAUCUCGUCAACAAAAAAGAAAACGUUCGGAUUGUGAAAGUUUAAUUUUCAUUUCUUCCUUACAAUUUUUUUUUUGUUCCGUUUCCUCUUCUGUUCGGGAAAAACUUGUUUGUGGGUUGGAGUUAAAAAGACCGGGGAGGUGGGAUUUGGCGUUUGGGUUCGUCGGGAGGGAAAAUUCUCGAGGUGGGUUUCCAAUUUUUUUUUUCUUUGUGGGUUUUGUGUUUGUUUCAUCUCCGGCGGUGGGUGAUGGGAUUGGGGAAUAGUGAGAAUGAUUUGAUCGUCGAUGAUGACGGCGGAGGCGGCGGUGUUGUCGACGGUGGAGGUGAAGUAGGCGGCGGAGGGUAUGGGAAGUCGUUGGGGACGGUUUCGUGUUCGAUUUGCCUCGAGGUUGUGACGGAUACAGGGGAUCGAUCAUGGGCUAAGCUUCAAUGCGGACACCAAUUCCACCUGGACUGCAUUGGUUCGGCUUUCAAUACAAAGGGAGUGAUGCAAUGCCCUAACUGCCGGAAAGUCGAGAAAGGCCAAUGGCUCUAUGCAAAUGGUUGUCGUUCGGUCCCUGAGGUCAACGCGGAUGACUGGGCACAUGAAGAGGAUGCUUACUAUAGCGUCUCUGAAGUGUCUCUUGGAAUUCACUAUUGUCCUUUUGGUGGUAGCUUGGCGAGAAUGCCUUCAUCCUUUGAGGAAGGGGAGUUCUCAAUGAAUGCAUAUCACGAUCUGGUGAGUCAGAAUGCUGUUUUUGCUGAACACACAGCUCCCAUAUCGUCAGCCAGCCACGCUUGCCCUUAUAUUGCUUACUUUGGACCGAUCCACCCUUCUUCCUCAAGCUCCAGUGCUGCCAUUUCAGAUACUUCUAACUUCAACAGUCACUGGAAUGCUCCAUCAGUACCUAAUGACAUGACGAGCUCCUAUGGCUUCCCUGCUGCUGUGGAUCUCCAAUAUCACAGUUGGGAGCAUCAGUCUCCUCCAUUUCCUACAACAAGCAGUCGAAUGGGUGGUAUUGAUCAGAGUGCCAUCUCCCCAAAUGCUCAAAGAGCAGUGGGUAGAAGCAAUAAUGCCGGUCCUCAGAGAGCUGGUUCUUUCAUGCAUCCCUUCGUCAUAAAUCCUGGUUCUGGUGCCAGAGCCGGUAGCUCAGUCCCUCCCUCGGGCACUCCAACUUACCAAGGCAGCAAUGCAAGGGCACGUGAUCGAGUUCAAGCUCUUCAGGACUACUAUCAGCAACAGCCCGGGAGCUCCCCAACGAUUCAUGUUCCUCCCAUUAUCGCCGCCUCAGCACGGAGACCGAGCAGCAGCAGCCACAGGGGAGUGUCACGAUUGAUCCCACCGGCGCCCGACCAGGCUGGGUUUUACUUCUUCCCGUCAGGAGGGACAACAUCAUCCGGGCGGAACUACCAAGAGUCGGAGAAUGCAUCGUCCCGGACUGGGUUCCGGGCAUGGGAGCCAUUGCUUCCUUUUAACAACAACCAUCCUGAUAGAGAUUCAGGCUGGGGGCCCACGUACCAGCAAGGCGGCGGCGGGUCUGAGGCAGGAGGGAUAAGAUCAGGGAGCCUCCGUCAGAGGCAGAGUCGUUCGUAGUUUUUCUACUGCGUCGAGAAUUUAUAUCCUUGUUGAGGGGUGAAGUGGAGCAAAACUCGUUUUACUAGACUGCUGUGGGAACCCAGAAGCGGACGCAGAACUAUAUGUGUAAUGCUUAAACUAUAAAUGAUAUAUGAUGGUUUGGGGAUUGAUCGAUGGAGAGCGAUCGGUAGUGCCAUGAAGUGGCCUGAGAACAAUGGUGUUGUUAUUUUCAUGUGGGCAACUUGGCCUGGCUGUGUUGGCGGUAUGCUUUGAUUGAUGCAGGCUGUUCGAUGAACAUCAUUUGGCUUCCUCCGGUUUCUUUGCCUUUCUGAGGAUAUAUAAAAAUUGUUAAUGUUAUGUCAUGAGGAUCGUGAAUUUUGAUCCAGUCUGUUAGCUUUGCCCUUUUGAAUCCCUGGCUGCAGACCGCUUCCUCUGGUUUCAGUUGGUUCAGUGUUAUCUGGUUCGUUACAUGUUGGUCACUGAGAUUACAAAAAAUGUUUAAAUUUGGUCACUCGAAAUAUUAAAAUUCAUUGGUGGUACUUCACUUUAUUGAAAUAGUUCAUAUUUGGUCGCUUUAUGUCCAACUCGGUUAACUUUGACUGAUGUGGCAAUCAACUCUCAAAAUUGAUCGU
Linum tenue is the source of this 2434-nucleotide messenger RNA. Lineage: Eukaryota; Viridiplantae; Streptophyta; Magnoliopsida; Malpighiales; Linaceae. The record is from the annotation of a GenBank genome assembly.